GCUGUUGCAGCAACUGAAUGUAGAAGAAGAAGUGGAGGAGGAAGACGGCUUCUCAAAUCCUGCCAAAAGACCAAACACAUUCCAGAUAGUGGUCUCUAAGGGUCGACACAAUGGAGUUCUUCUUACACAUUAGUUUAAAGAAGGAGCUUUUCUGUGCAUUGUGCACGCUGUCCCUCCUCUUCCUCACCACAUCUGCAGAGGAAGUGAAAAACUCCCAGUGUCACAACUACGCGGGAGGACACGUCUAUCCUGGGGAGGCUUUCCGCGUGCCUGUGUCGGACCAUUCCCUGCACCUCAGCAAAGCCAAAAUUUCAAAACCUGCGCCGCACUGGGAAGGAACAGCUGUCAUUGGUGGCGAAUUCAAGGAGGCGAAGCUGUCCGACUACAAAGGCAAAUAUCUUGUCUUCUUCUUCUAUCCUCUGGACUUCACAUUUGUCUGCCCCACUGAGAUCAUUGCAUUCAGCGAUCGUGUGCAUGAGUUCAAAGCCAUCAACACCGAGGUGGUCGCCUGCUCCAUCGACUCCCAGUUCACCCACCUGGCCUGGAUAAAUACGGCCAGAAAGGAAGGUGGACUUGGGCCAAUGAAAAUCCCUCUGCUGUCUGACCUCACGCACCAGAUUUCUAAAGACUAUGGAGUGUACCUGGAGGACCAGGGACACACACUGAGAGGACUUUUCAUCAUCGACGACAAAGGCAUCCUGAGGCAGAUCACCAUGAACGAUCUCCCCGUGGGAAGAUCUGUGGAUGAGACUCUGAGGCUCGUCCAGGCUUUCCAGUACACUGACAAACACGGAGAAGUGUGUCCAGCAGGAUGGAAGCCAGGCAGUGACACAAUCAUUCCCGACCCUUCAGGCAAGCUGAAGUAUUUUGAUAAACUGAACUGAUCUGCGUUACACUCGGCCCAGUCUGUGAAAUAGCAAAAGUCCAAAUAAAAACGUGUUUUCAUAAAA
This is a messenger RNA of Eleginops maclovinus (Patagonian blennie), 950 nucleotides long. RefSeq names its product peroxiredoxin 4 (gene prdx4). Gene Ontology annotation, molecular function: thioredoxin peroxidase activity. Gene Ontology annotation, biological process: cellular response to stress; hydrogen peroxide catabolic process; cell redox homeostasis. NCBI's taxonomy places the organism in Eukaryota, Metazoa, Chordata, Actinopteri, Perciformes, Eleginopidae. Gene Ontology annotation, cellular component: endoplasmic reticulum; cytosol. The record is from RefSeq and is a predicted model, not a curated record.